Messenger RNA from Saccostrea cuccullata (small rock oyster), 1706 nucleotides. RefSeq names its product arylsulfatase I-like. The transcript has 14 exons. The coding region runs from base 10 to 1614 and encodes 534 amino acids. The record is from RefSeq and is a predicted model, not a curated record. NCBI's taxonomy places the organism in Eukaryota, Metazoa, Mollusca, Bivalvia, Ostreida, Ostreidae.
GAAAUCAUCAUGGACGUGCGAAAGUGGAUCAUUCUCUGGUUCCUGAUUUUAUGUCUAACAGGAGGACAAGGGGCUCCGAAUCAGAAACCUCACAUCUUCUUCAUUGCAGUUGAUGAUAUGGGUAAUCACGAUAUCGGAUACAACAAUGAUGAAGUCCUGACCCCUAAUCUUGACCGUCUGGCAGAGGCGGGGGUGAUACUGGACGCUAACUACGUCUACCCUGUCUGUACCCCUUCGAGAUCUGCUUUCAUGACAGGAAGAUAUGCCCAUAAAACAGGAUUCCAGCAUGAGGUCGUUGCAAACAGUCAACCUGCUUAUAUAGAGAGUAAAUACAAGACGGUUGCAGAAAAACUCACAAACAAUUAUGGAUACGCAGCUCAUAUGAUUGGAAAAUGGCAUCUAGGAUUUUGUAAAGAGGCAGUGACACCAACUUUUCGAGGGUUCAACUCGUUCUAUGGGUAUUAUGGCGGCGGAGAGCACUAUUACACUUAUACAGCGGGGGGAAACAAAGAUUUCCAUGACAACCUAACAGCAACAACACCAGAAAACCCUAACUAUCCUCAAGAGGAUGAAGAUGGAUAUUCAACGUAUGAAUACGCAAAAAGAGCCAUCAGCAUCGUACAAAACCAUAACAGCUCCCAGCCACUGUUUAUGUACCUGGCUUUCCAGGCUCCCCACAGUCCUCUCUUGGCACCCCAGGCUCUAAAGGACAAAUAUCCCGGUACCUGGACGUACACGGACGAAGAUGGAUCGACGAUCACCACAGAAAGAUCCACAUUUUAUGCUAUGGUAACAGCGGUAGACCAGGCUGUUGGUGAACUUCACGCCGAGCUGGAAAAGUUACGACUCCUGGAAAACGCCAUCAUCGUCUUCACUUCUGAUAAUGGCGGACUGCCUAAACUAGGAGGGUUCAAUAAUCCCUACAAGGGCACCAAGGGCACUUAUUUCGAGGGAGGAAUUCGUGUCCCAGGAUUUGUUUACAGCAAAAACUUACUUACAGUGUCUGGCUACAGGAACCAGGGAAUGCUUCACGCAAGCGAUUGGUUGCCUACCUUCAUCAGUCUGGCGGGAGGAAGAGCAGAUUUGGCUUCAGACAGUGAUUUAGUGGACAUUGAUGGCGUGGACCAGACUCAGAUGUUAUUGAACAAUGGAGCAUCAGCAAGGUCUAAAAUCAUAAUCAACAUCGACGACCUGGAAACCAGAUCAGCAAUCUUUGGAAUCAUUAAACAAAAUGGCACAGACGUCUGGAAAUACGUUCAAGGAGACAUUGGAUCCAGAGACAUAGUCUAUACAGCGACAAAAGUCAACAAGAAGAGAAAUUUUCUACAGCGGCUUAUUGAAGCACUAAAGCAGAAAAAGUCCAAAAGGACAAAGCGGGCUAUUACUGACAGAUACCUGUUUAAAAUAUCUGAUGAUAUCACCGAAGACGUCAAUUUGUACGGUGAUUCAUCCCCCGAUAUUCAAAAUAUCCUGUCAGACUUGCAGGAAGAAGUAAGAGCUGAGAAGAGGAUCGCGGUGAGCCCUAUGAAUCCGUAUGAGUGCACCAACGCCAACAACAAAGUCAACGGAUUCUGGACCGCGGGGGCGGGAGACGGAUGGUGUGGUUGUACAUAAUAAUUAUUCCCUUUGAAAUUAAAACUUAUAUCCAAUCAUGAUUCUGUUGUGCUUUUAAUUUCCUUGUAAUUGGAAGGAAAAGUAUUUAAAAA